AUGUUUGGCAUUCUCGAGGCUGUCACCGUCCCCCACGAUGGUGUCUUCUCCAGCUUUGAAGACUUGAUGCGCGUUCUGAGCGAUCGCGUCACGAAGGAGGGCUACAAGAUCGUCAAGGCGCGAUCCCACCGCGUACGAUCAGGGGGAGCGGAAGGGGGCGCAAACACCAUGAACCGAUGUGAUCUGGUGUGCGAUCGAGGUGGUCGACCAUAUAAAAGCCAGGCGACAAAACACAAGACGUCAACUAAAAAGACGGACUGCCCGUGGAAGGCCAAAGCUGUGUUGCGCAAGACCAUGGGCGGCUGGGUCUUGACCAUUAUAUGCGAUCAGCACAAUCAUCAGCCGGGGACACCGGAACCGCCCACGCCACCCGAAGGCAGUGAAGAUGGGGCCGAAGAGGGCGAGGACGCAGAAGGUGAUGAAGAAGGCCCACGGCCAGAUGCCGACACUGCGGCAGCUAUGCAGGUUGCAGGCGUGUCCAGUGCAGCUAUGCGAUUGACGGGCGAUACCUUUGCACAGUUUAAGAACGAAUAUCGCAGCAUGUCUCAAUCCGAUCGGUUAAAUGCCCUUUCGCAAAUGCAACUCCGAGUUGCCGCCAUAUACGCGAUUCAAAACGAGGAACUACAACGAUUCAAAAGAUGGGAGACCACGCAGCAGCGCCACAAUGAGAUCGAAGAGAACCGGAAGCAACGGCAGCAACAGAAGCGAAGCCGCCGACAGACUCUACAACCACAACACUUGCAGCAGCAGCAGCAGCAACAGCAGCAGCAUCAGCAACAACAGCAGCAGCAACCGCAAUCGCAACAAAGGCAGCAGCAACCAUUGCCAGGUCAAACACCCCAGCCUGGGACACCAGUACAGGUUCCAAUGCAAUCCCAGCAGCAGAUGCCGCAAUCGGAGAUGACGCACCAAUUUCGAUUGUCUGACAGUCCGGGUAUGAUGGCCUUGCCUGGCAUGACGUUAGCUCUGCCCCAACAACCGCAAUAUCCCCCGUCGAAGCGUAUGCGCGGUAAUAAUGGACAAGCAACCAAUGGCCAGUCAGCGUGA
Molecule: messenger RNA, 1047 nt
Organism: Geosmithia morbida
Lineage: Eukaryota; Fungi; Ascomycota; Sordariomycetes; Hypocreales; Bionectriaceae
Exons: 2
Coding region: 1-1047 (348 amino acids)
Source: RefSeq, a predicted model, not a curated record